Nyctereutes procyonoides (raccoon dog) is the source of this 315-nucleotide messenger RNA. RefSeq names its product putative 60S ribosomal protein L32'. The coding region runs from base 1 to 315 and encodes 104 amino acids. Lineage: Eukaryota; Metazoa; Chordata; Mammalia; Carnivora; Canidae. Gene Ontology annotation, biological process: translation. The transcript has a single exon. Gene Ontology annotation, molecular function: structural constituent of ribosome. The record is from RefSeq and is a predicted model, not a curated record. Gene Ontology annotation, cellular component: cytosolic large ribosomal subunit; ribosome.
AUGGCUAUCCUCAGACCUCUGGUGAAGCCCACGAUUGUUAAAAAGAGGACCAAGAAGUUCAUCCAGCACCAGUCAGAUGUCAAAAUGAAGCACAAGUGGUGGAAACCCAGAGGUACUAGCUGUAGGGUGCACAGAAGAUUCAAGGGCCAGAUCUUGAUGCCCAACAGUGGUUACGUGAGCAACAAGAAAGCAAAGUGCAUGCUGUCCAGUGGCUUCCAGAAGUUCCUAGUCCAUGAGGUCAAGGAGCCUAUAGUGUUGCUCACAAUGUCUCUCUCCUCCAAGAGCUGCAAAGCCAUUGUGGGAGGAACUGCCUAG